AUGGCGUGCAUGCCGGCCGUGUCCGCCCCCUCCGUCCUCGCGCCGGCACCGGCGUCGACCCGCACCCACCUCUGCUACUCAACGGAAACGAGACGCGGCGCGCUCUCACUCCGCCCCGCCCGCGCUAUCCCGGCGCUGAGGCUCGGCUGCCACCGCGACGCCCGUAGCGCCGUCGUCGUCCGCGCCGCUGCGGCAGAGGGAGCCGUGGAUCUGCAGGCCAAAGUGACAACCAAGUGCUUCUUCGACGCGGAGGUCGGCGGGGAGCCCGCUGGCCGCAUCGUCAUCGGGCUCUUCGGAGAGGUCGUACGUAAGACCGUCGACAACUUCCGUGCACUCUGCACUGGUGAGAAAGGGUACGGCUACAAGGGUUGCUCCUUCCACCGGAUCAUCAAGGACUUUAUGAUUCAAGGCGGGGACUUCCAGGAAAACAAUGGUACUGGUGGGAGAAGUAUUUAUGGUGAAUGCUUCGAUGAUGAAAAUUUUGCGUUGAAGCAUGUUGGCCCUGGUGUGCUAAGCAUGGCAAAUGCUGGCCCUAACACAAAUGGAAGUCAAUUUUUCAUUUGCACUGUGAAGACACCGUGGUUGGACAACCGUCACGUCGUGUUUGGACAUGUCUUAGAGGGGAUGGACGUGGUGAAGCAGCUUGAAUCUCAAGAAACCAGCAGGUCCGAUACUCCCAAGCAGCCCUGUCGCAUCGUUAAUUGUGGCGAGCUACCCCUGGACAGCUGA
Molecule: messenger RNA, 729 nt
Organism: Miscanthus lutarioriparius
Lineage: Eukaryota; Viridiplantae; Streptophyta; Magnoliopsida; Poales; Poaceae
Source: the annotation of a GenBank genome assembly